This is a messenger RNA of Ruditapes philippinarum (Manila clam), 12632 nucleotides long. RefSeq names its product fibrillin-2-like. Gene Ontology annotation, biological process: heterophilic cell-cell adhesion; establishment or maintenance of epithelial cell apical/basal polarity. Gene Ontology annotation, molecular function: calcium ion binding. NCBI's taxonomy places the organism in Eukaryota, Metazoa, Mollusca, Bivalvia, Venerida, Veneridae. The coding region runs from base 693 to 12632 and encodes 3979 amino acids. Gene Ontology annotation, cellular component: plasma membrane; protein-containing complex. The record is from RefSeq and is a predicted model, not a curated record. The transcript has 96 exons.
CGGGACCUUUACCUUUCACGACAUCAUUCAUCAAUUGUUUACCAACGCAAUUUAACACUUGUAUCAUAGUUACAUUGGUACACGAACUAAUGCUGCAUAAAUACUCUUUUAGAGAGAAUUUUAAGAUUUAAAUUAAUUUUGCCACUGGUGGUCAUUUUUUUUUCGUUACAAAACGUAUGCCGUAUGAAACACGAUAAAUUGUUAACUAUAAGAAGUGCAACAUUUUUGUGAUAAAUUGUUUGUCUUAUCACGUUUGUUUUAAGAAAUUUUUCUUUCAGAAUUAUUUAUUUUGGCAAAAUAUUGUCUUGACAGAACCAAUUCAUUCAACAAAUGUUUAAUGUUUUAUCCGGGACUCGUCUGCGGCUUUUACGUAAGAAGGGAGUGCACAAAUUUGGACACCUUCAAAUUGUCACAUGUAAUUGAUUCUGCAGAGUGACAAGCUGAACACAUUAUAAGCGGACAGCUGACUUACCUAACUUAUUUACAUAAAGGUAGUUGGUGACAGCAAACCUUGCUACGUCCUCUUUUGAUAAAUUUCGUUCUUACAUUUCGGAUACUUUUAAUAGCGUUUAUAUUUGAUUGCGAAUAAUAAGUUAUUUUGUACUCAGUAUUUCUUUAAUAUUGCUGAUUUUGAAAUGGAUUUAUAACAUUGUGAUUUUGUGAAUUAUUCCGUGUUUGGAUUCCUAAACAAGAUGACACGAGAAACACCGGAAUGGGUAGAACAUAUGAAAGGCGAUACAAUGCCGAGAAUGUCCACAAAGACUGACGAUGAUUUCUGGAGAACGACUAAUUCUAUGCCGCGUCGUUUCCAUGGUGGAGACUCUGGCGGUGGUUAUCAUCAGGGCUGGAGUCAUAGAAACUAUGACUAUGGAGGCUCCUCCGGGACAUUAGGAAAUAGUCCUAGUGAUUCCAUCAAGUCGACCAAAUCCGCACGUGCAGUGACGGCACGAAAUUGUUGUCUCAUUGUCUUACUGAUAAUUGGUGCAUUUUUGCUGGCUCUCGGCAUUGGAUUACUUGUUUAUUAUCUAUUAUUGGGGUCCCCUGGCUUUGCCAAAUAUCGAAGUACAACUACAGACAACGAGAUGAGAUUACAGAAUGUACCAUAUCAUCCUUCAAUGGCGAAUACAUCAUCAGCAGCAUUUGCUAAUGUUGCUACCCCUUUCUGUGCUGAAAUAGACAAGUAUUUCAAGGACAGUAGUUAUAAAGACGUCUAUGUUGGUUGUAAAGUUAGGGAACUAAAACCAACAAUGGAACCUAUUAUUUGUGAAUGUGCUGGUAUUUGGAACAAAUCCAGCCUCGCCGAGUACAUAGAAGAAGGAGCGGUUAAAGUUCGUUUCAAUUUGACGUUUCGAGGUGACCUUGAUGGACUAAAGCUUGAUAUUCCCAGCAUUAUAGACUCUAAAACAAACAAAAAGGAGGGAAUAGAUUACUUAGCGUUGUUCCUCAAAGAUUUCUUGGUGGAUGUAAGAAGUAAAACAGGAAUUAAACCAUCAACUAGUAGACCUAUCAAUCCAGAAGUUGGUGUUUUGGCCAAUUUGACAAUCUGGGUUUACAAUUUAUCUUACUCGAGUAUACUACGAGACAAAAAGUCUUCACAAUUCCUCCAUCUGGCAAAUCCAUUCUGUGAUGAUAUCGGGUCUAUAAUGCAGAAUAGCAUCCUCAGUAACCGCUACCACAGCUGUGAAGUAUUUGCAUUCGGUACAAAUCCGGACGUGGCGAUAGCGCACGUGAGUUUUACCGGUGAUGAUACAGCGGCAUUACAACGACUUAUAGCAAAGACAAUCAUGGAGGGAGCUAGAACUGUUCUAGUUGAUGGGAAGAGACGUAAAAUGUUAGGGACGCUAUUGAUUACUCCACCAGAGGGAGAUGGUAACAUUGUUGUCGUACCUAUCCCGGUAAAUCCCGGGGUUACCAUCAAACCCACACCCACAGCCACCAUUAGUCCAGAUGGAAAUCCGUACAUUGAUAUGUACCUGUAUAUAUAUAAUUUGACGUACCAACCAGCUCUCAGUGAUAGAAAUUCCGUGCUGUUCAAGGACUACUCACAGCGAUUCUGUAAAGAUUUGGAACGACACAUUAGAAGAAGUUCCUGGAAGGAUUAUUUUUACUCUUGUGAUAUAAUUGGAUUUUAUCCACCAGGUCAAGGAAAACGAUUCUCAUCUCUUCGUGCUUUACUCAAAGUAGCAGAUCCAUUUAUCUACAACCCAGACUCGCUGAAAAAUAUAAUAAUGACAUAUGCACCACUAUAUGAAUUCAUGGACGAUCCAGAUGGACCAUUGAAGACAUAUUUAGUUGGAGAUCUACUCGUUAUUCUGGCGGAUGGUAGUUUUGUAAUGCGCUACACGCCGUAUCAGACGGCCACAUCUUUAUAUCCAUCCACAGACACUUUCACAGCGCCAAUGACGUUUGCAACAGCUUUUACAUCAUACAGUUUUAUUCCUCCAAAAUCUACACCCGGGAUGGUUUGGCCAGUGUCCAGUUCCCUUACUGUGAUAGUUUACAAUUCAACAAACGCCUUUGUGGACGCUCUAUUGUAUGGGUUUGGAUAUACAACCGACUUGGAUGAUAAAACGUCACCUGUGUUCCUGCGUCUACAGUCACGAUUUUGUACUGAUAUUGAAAGAUAUUUCAAAAACAGCAACAUGAGAGAAAUCUACCAAGAUUGCAGGAUAGAGAACUUCAAGCCUUCUCCUCAUGGGCUUGUAUUCAAAUUGACAUUUGCGGCACCACUCGGGGAUUAUCUACGCAAAAAUAUUACAUCAAUUAUAGCAAAUCAAGCUCCACAUGAAUUACUUGGAAACUACGAGCUCCUUGAUAUUGGUGACCUAAGGAUAAUUUGGAAUGAACGUGACGUUAAAGUGUCUGUGACUAACUUUACUGGUGGAGCUACUGAGAUGAUUCGACCAUCUAGAACAAUUGAUGUCCUACCUACAGACACAGGCGUUACUAUAUAUUCUGCAACACUAGCGGACAUCACAUGUCUACUAUACAACAGAUCUCUGCCAUUUUAUCAUGAUGACAGAACAUCGUUCGGGUUUGUCAAACAGCAGGAACAAUUCUGUGAAGAUGUUGCCACCUACUAUGGACAUGGCAAACUAGCGGCAUCUUACAAGAAUUGCUACAUUGUUAGAUUCAGGCGAUCUCCGUCUUCUGUAAACUUCCAUCUUAUAUUCGGAGAGCUUUUGACAGAUACUUUAAAAGCUGCAAUUAUUGAUGAACUAGAAAGACAUGCACCGCGUCAUGUAAUUGACAGGAAAGAAAUGUUUGAAGUUGGAGAUCUGAUGUUAAUAGCUAAGAGUUGUAACGUGUCCUUACACCCGGUCAAUUACACACACACUGAUCCGUCAAUUAUACCUUCAAUCAAACCUACUCAAACCGCUGGAGUAUCACCUUCUUUAAUUUUUAAGUUCUGCUUGGGCAAUCCCUGUCGUAAUGGUGCAACUUGUGUUGAAUCUAUCAACGGAUUUCACUGCCAGUGUCCAGAUGGCUGGACUGGACAUGAUUGUAGCUACGAUAUAAAUGAGUGUAGCGUUAAUCGGUGUAAAAAUGGAGGUAAAUGCGAGAACACUCCUGGAUCAUUCGUUUGCAGAUGUCCCGAUGGCUGGACAGGACAACACUGUGAAUUUGAUAUCAAUGAAUGUGCUGGAGGUAAUCCGUGUCUUUAUGGUGGUAGCUGUCAGAACACAUUGGGUGGUUUCUUCUGUCAAUGUCCACAAGGUCGUACUGGUCAGCUCUGUGAAGAAAACGUGUAUGAAUGUCAAGAGAAAGGUAUUUGUCUAAAUAAUGGAACGUGUGUUGAUACAGCAGGAUCUUACUAUUGCCUCUGCCAAAACGGAUGGACCGGUGACCAUUGUGAAACAAAUAUCAAUGAGUGUCUGGAUAGACCAUGUCAGAAUGGAGCCACAUGCCUGGACAAUUUAGGAUCAUUCACAUGUCAAUGUACACCUCAAUGGAGAGGUCCUUACUGUGAGAGAGAUAUACAUGAAUGUCUUGAGAAGCCAGACAUAUGCAAGAAUGGAGCAAGUUGUUUUAAUUUAGUGGGUGAUUACAUGUGUAGGUGUCUGUCGGGAUGGACAGGUCGUAAUUGUGAAACAGACAUUCGUGAAUGUGACACAAACCCCUGUCAAAACAAUGCAAGGUGUAUUGAAAAGGCAGGAUCAUAUGAAUGUAUCUGUGAGCCAGGAUAUAGCGGGUCAAAUUGUGGAAAAGAUGUUGAUGAAUGUUUUGUAUACAGUCCAUGUAAAAAUGGAGCGACCUGUAUCAAUGAAAUAGGAACCUAUCGUUGUAUAUGUCCGCCUGGUUGGACAGGAGAAAACUGUACCAUGGACAUUGAAGAAUGCUCUAUAAGCCCAUGCCUGAAUGGCGGUACAUGUGAGGAAUUACAAGGAUCCUACAAAUGCUCUUGUCCUCCAGGCUUUACUGGACCAACAUGUGAAACAGAUGUGAACGAAUGUGAACGGUUUCCAUGUGGCAAUGGUGCACGGUGUAUUAAUACUGUUGGAAGUUUCUAUUGUGUUUGUCCACUUGGUUUUACAGGUCCUGACUGUAGACAAGAUCUGGACGAAUGUGGUAAUACAGGUUUCAGCACACCAUGUCAGAAUAAUGGCACAUGUAUGAACUCUUACGGCUCUUAUUAUUGUGUGUGUAGAGACGGUUGGACCGGAGUUAACUGCACUGUUGAUUUCAAUGAGUGCUCCUUCCAGCCAUGUGGAAAUGGAGGAACAUGUGUAAACACUCCAGGCUCUUACUAUUGUAACUGUCCUGUUGGUUUCACUGGCAAAGACUGUGGAACAGACAUAAAUGAGUGUCAAAGUGUAAAUCCCUGUCUUAAUAAUGGAACAUGUGUGAACACAGUGGGACUGUAUUAUUGUCGAUGCCAAGAUGGAUGGUCUGGUGAUAACUGCGGGACAUUUGUUGAUAUAUGUAAGACUAUUUCAUGUGAUAAUGGAGGAACAUGUUUAGGUUUACCUAACCAGUUGUGUGAAUGUACUAGAGGAUGGUCAGGAACAUAUUGUAGAAUUGAUAUAAAUGAAUGUCUGGUAAAUGCACCAUGUAAGAAUGGAGGUUCAUGUAUCAAUAUAGCUGGAGGAUAUGAAUGUUUGUGUAAACCAGGAUGGAAAGGACCAAAUUGUGAUACAUUGAGUCAGGAUUGUCUAACACAGCCAUGUAAGAAUGGUGCUACAUGUAUUGAUGGUAGUGAUGGUAAAUACAUCUGUAAAUGUGCUCCAGGCUGGACCGGACCAGCAUGUACUGAAGAUAAAAAUGAGUGCACAGAUUUUGUGGAGGCAUGUGAAUAUGGAGGGACAUGUGUAAACCGAAUAGGAGGAUUUGAGUGUAUAUGUCCACGAGGAAGAACUGGCCCUACAUGUUCAGAUGAUGAAGAUGAAUGUGUGUUAUAUCGGCCAUGUGGAAAUGGUGCCACAUGUGUAAAUACUGAUGGUUCAUAUCAGUGUUUUUGUGCAGAUGGGUGGACAGGACAAAAUUGUACUGAGGAUGUAGACGAGUGUUUGUUAGAUAUAUGUACCAAUGGAGGACGAUGUGAGAACUUGUAUGGUUCUUAUAAAUGUUAUUGUACACCUAACUGGACUGGACCUAACUGUCGCAGAAAUGUGAAUGAGUGUAAUAUUUACAUGCCGUGUAGACAUGGUGGUACUUGUAUAGAUAGUCCUGGCUCCUAUACUUGUAGGUGUCCUGCAGGAUGGACUGGCGCUAAUUGCACUAUUGAUUAUAAUGAAUGUAUUGAUAUUGUUGACCCUUGUCUAAAUGGAGGAACAUGUGAGAACAAGAAUGGUUCAUACAGCUGUAUUUGUCCAAAUGGAUGGACUGGUUCUUAUUGUGGAAAAGAUGUUGAUGAGUGUAUGAACCCAACAAUGUGUAAAUUUGGAGGUACCUGUAUCAAUCUACCUGGCUCCUAUAGGUGUCAGUGUCCACCUGGAAGAACAGGCAAAAAUUGUGAAACUGAUGUGAAUGAGUGUGAUUUUAACCGUUGUAUGCAUAAUGCCACAUGUGAAAAUACAGCCGGAUCUUUUAUAUGUGAAUGUCUGCAAGGCUUUGAGGGACAGUAUUGUGAAAAAAAUAUAGAUGAAUGUAUGUUAUACAGUCCAUGUUUACAUGCUGAAAGAUGUAUAGAUAUGUAUGGUACUUACAUCUGUGAAUGUAAACUUGGAUGGACUGGCAAAAACUGUGAUAAAGAUGUAGAUGAGUGUUCAAUAGCACUUGAGCCUGGAGUACCAUGUUUUAAUGGCGGUACAUGUACAAAUACUUUAGGAUCUUAUAGAUGUACAUGUAAGCCAGGUUGGACUGGUCAGAACUGUGAAGUUGAUGAGAAUGAAUGUAAUCGUAAUCCAUGUAGAAAUGGUGGUAAUUGUGUGAACUUGGAUGGUUCAUACCAGUGCCAGUGUCCACCUGAAUGGACUGGUAAAGAUUGUUUGACUGAUGUUGAUGAAUGUACACUAUAUUCACCUUGUCUUAAUGGUGGUACAUGUACAAAUAUUGCUGGUGGUUAUAUCUGUCGUUGUCCCGAACAAUGGCAAGGAGAUGACUGCCAGUUUGAUGUGGAUGAAUGUCUCAACAUUAACCCAUGUAGUAAUGGAGGUACAUGUAUCAACAUCAGGGGAGACUUCCAAUGUUUAUGUCCACCACAGUGGACUGGGGAAAAAUGCACAAUUGAUUUUAAUGAAUGUGAAAUGACAAAUCCAUGUCUACAUGGUGGUACAUGUACUAAUACUGUUGGUGGAUACAGAUGUUUCUGUCUGCCUGUAUGGACUGGAGAUAUAUGUGAAUUAGAUGUAAAUGAGUGUGAACAAACACCAUCUAUAUGUCACAAUGGUGGAACCUGCUUUAAUUCUUAUGGUGGUUUUAUAUGUCGCUGUCCGCCUGAAUGGACUGGACCUACUUGUCAAGAAGAUCCAGAUGAAUGUGUAGAUAUAAAACCAUGUCACAAUGGUGCUACAUGUAUAAACCAAGCUGGUGGAUAUGUGUGUCAAUGUCCUCCUGGCUGGACAGGCAAAGACUGUAAUAUAGAUGUCAAUGAGUGUUUACAAUCUCCAUGUGCUAAUGGUGGAAUAUGUUUGAACAGUUUUGGGUCAUUUACGUGUGACUGUCCUUCUCAAUGGAGAGGUCCACUCUGCAAAAAUGAUACAAAUGAAUGUCAGUUGAAUCCAUUUAUAUGUCUUCAUGAUGGUGUAUGUAUAAAUACUGAAGGUGGAUACAGAUGUGAUUGUGCUCAGGGCUGGGGAGGCAAACAUUGUGAAGAAGACAAGAAUCCAUGUUUAAGAAUACAGUGUGUAAAUGGUGGUACCUGUGCAGAAUCUCUUACACAGACUGGGCUCUUCAACUGUAUAUGUCCACAUGGUUGGUCCGGAGACAAAUGUCAAUAUGAUGUGAAUGAAUGUUUGGAGUCAAACCCAUGUAAGAAUGGUGGAACAUGCACAAAUUUGAUUGGUUCCUUUUAUUGUCGAUGUCCAGAUGGUUUUGAAGGAGAAACAUGUGAAAUAGAUCGAAAUGAAUGCCUGAAGAACCCAUGUCAGAAUGGAGCUACAUGUGUUAACACAAUAGGUUCAUACUAUUGUGAGUGCAUUGAUGGUUGGGAAGGUACACAUUGUGCUUUAGAUCGUAAAGAGUGUACAAUGAUGACUAACCCAUGUAAUGGUCAUGGCAUGUGUAUUGAGUUAGCAGGUUCCUUUAGGUGUGAAUGUGAUAAAGGAUGGACUGGACCUCAUUGUAAAGAAGAUAAGGAUGAAUGUUUGCAAGUCACAUGUCUACAUGGAGGAACUUGUAAGAACAUACCUGGUGAUUUCUUUUGUGAAUGUACAUCAGCUUGGACAGGGAAAUAUUGCGAGAAUGAUGUCAAUGAAUGCCUUAAGAUAGAGUGUUUGAAUAAUGCUACAUGUGUGAACAGGGCAGGUACCUACCUGUGUGAAUGUAUGCCAGGAUAUACAGGAGAAUUUUGUGGUGAAGAUGUUGAUGAAUGUUUGAAAUUGCCUUGCUUUAACAAUGGUACAUGUGUGAAUACUAAAGGAUCAUUUACUUGUUUGUGUCCUUCUGGAUUUGAAGGCGAAUUUUGUCAAAGAAAUGUGAAUGAAUGCUUGAGAAACCCAUGUAAGAAUGGUGGAACUUGCAUUGACCUGAUUGGUUCCUAUGAAUGUUUAUGCCCAGAUCAAUGGUCAGGACCAAACUGUGACAAUGAUACAGAUGAAUGCUUUAGUAACCCUUGUAGCCAUGGUGCCACAUGCAGAAAUAUUCCAGGUGGAUUUAUAUGUGACUGUACAGAAGGAUGGACUGGUCCCACCUGUAAAAUUGAUGACAAUGAAUGCAGUCGUGGCCCUUGUUUAAAUGGUGCUAGAUGUGAGAACACUCUUGGAUCAUUCCAGUGCAUUUGUGCUGAGGGAUGGAUGGGUGUACUAUGUGAUGAAGAUAUCAAUGAAUGUCUCUAUCCACUCCCUGUUUGUAAAAAUGGUGGUACAUGUCAGAAUACAUAUGGAUCAUAUAGAUGUAUAUGUCCACCAGCUUGGACAGGAAAAGAUUGUACAGCUGAUUUUAAUGAGUGUUCUAGAAUAGAAUGUCUACAUGGAGGGUUCUGUAUGAACUUAAAUGGCUCCUACAAGUGUGAUUGUCCACCAGAAUGGACCGGAGAUAUAUGUCAAAAAGAUGUUAAUGAAUGCCUUAUGGCAGAUGCAUGUCUAAAUGGUGGUACAUGUAGAAACUUUGUUGGUUCGUAUCGCUGUGACUGUCCGGAUGGUUGGUUUGGUGAUAAAUGUGAACUUGAUAGGGAUGAAUGUCUACAAAAUCCUUGUUAUAAUGGAGGUUCUUGUACAAACACAGUUGGUUCGUUUAGCUGUAGAUGUGCAGCUGGAUGGACUGGACCCACAUGUCUCAUAGAUGUUAAUGAAUGUUUGGACACGCCAUGUCUGAAUGGUGGCACAUGUGACAAUACACAGGGAUCAUACAUCUGUAGAUGUCCAAAGGGUUAUAGUGGACCAAAUUGUGAAAAUGACAUGAAUGAAUGUGAAUUUGGUCCAUGUUUGUAUGGUGGUACCUGUAUCAACACAGUUGGUUCAUUUUACUGUGAAUGUCCACCAGGAAGAUCAGGCACUGAUUGUAGAAACGAUACAAAUGAAUGUGAACAAAAUCCCUGUCUACACGAUGGUACAUGUUUUAACACAGAUGGGUCAUACAGGUGUCAAUGUAAUGAAUUUUGGGAAGGCCAAGACUGCCAGAAAGACCGAAAUGAAUGCAUGGAACUGAUGUGUAUGAAUGGUGGAACUUGUAACAAUCUGAUCGGUGGUUUUGAGUGUGUUGAUUGUAAUCCAGGCUGGGUUGGACAGAUCUGUGAAAUAGAUAUCAAUGAGUGUUUAAAUGUGACGAAUCCAUGUCUACAUGACGGGAAAUGUAUCAAUACAAAAGGUUCAUUUAUAUGUCAAUGUAUGACUGGCUGGAGAGGCAACAUAUGUGAUAUUGAUGAGAAUGAGUGUUUGAUGUAUCCAUGCCAGCAUGGUUCAACAUGUAACAAUCUACCUGGAACAUACGAGUGUAUUUGUGCUGAUGGCUGGGAAGGCGAUAACUGUCAGAUAGAUAUCAAUGAGUGUCAACUAUUUGCACCAUGUUUAAACAAUGGUAUAUGUUAUAAUGGAGCAGGAACAUACUCUUGUCAAUGUCAGGCAGGAUGGACUGGUAGAAAUUGUGAAAUUGAUAUAAAUGAAUGUCUUCAACAGCCAUGUCAGAAUGGUGGUACAUGCUUUAAUACAGAUGGUUCGUUCACAUGUAAUUGUACAGCAGGAUGGACUGGUUCUACCUGUGCUAUGGAUGUUAAUGAAUGUAAUGUUUUACAGUGUGCCAAUGGAGGCACCUGUAUUAAUACACCAGGAUCAUAUACAUGUAUUUGUGAUAUAGGCUGGACUGGGGAACUGUGUGGAAUAGACAUAGAUGAGUGUCUCUCAGUCACAUGUUUAAAUGAAGGUACAUGUAUAAAUGAGAUAGGCGCAUUCCGUUGUGAGUGUCCACCAGGUUUCCGUGGAGACACUUGUGGAAUAGAUAUUAAUGAAUGUUCGGAAUAUUUCGGUAUAUGUCAGAAUGGUGGGCAAUGUUUUAAUUCCAUUGGAAGCUAUACUUGUCAAUGUGCAACUGGAUGGACAGGACAAAACUGCACUGAAGAUAUAAAUGAAUGUCUUCAGAAUCCAUGUUUAAAUGAUGGAACCUGUACCAAUACAUUAGGUUCAUAUACAUGUCAAUGUACACCCCAAUGGAUUGGUCCACGUUGUGAAAUAGACUACAAUGAAUGUCAGGACCUUUCUAUAUGCGCCAAUGGUGGUCAGUGUAUUAAUACAGAGGGAGGUUAUACAUGUAGAUGUCCAACAGGAUGGACAGGGCAAAAUUGUUUAAUAGAUAUCAAUGAAUGUAUACCAGACAAUCCAUGUCUAAAUAGUGGAAUUUGUAAAAACCUGCAAGGCUCAUAUGAAUGUGUUUGUCCACCAGGAUUUACUGGCAUAAAUUGUGAAUCUGAUAUAAAUGAGUGUUUUAACAAUCCCUGUAAGUUUGGUGGUACUUGUAUCAACACUGUAGGCUCCUAUUUUUGUAACUGUCUACCAGGGAGAUCAGGACCAAAUUGUGAUGGAGAUUAUGAUGAAUGUGUGCAAAAUCCUUGCAUCAAUGGUGGAACAUGUUAUAAUAAUGAAGGUUCUUAUACAUGCUACUGUCCAGCAGGCUGGACCGGCCCUAAUUGUGAGAUAGAUAUAGAUGAAUGUUUAACAAAUCCUUGUUUAAAUGGUGCUACAUGUAUUAACAAUGCUGGCUCAUACACAUGUCGUUGUCCUGUGGGAUAUACAGGGAAAAACUGUGAAACAGAUGUGGAUGAAUGUUUGACAAACCCAUGUCUUUAUGGUGCCUCGUGUUUUAAUACACCUGGAUCUUAUGUGUGUCAGUGUAUUGCUGGUCGUACUGGUGUAAACUGUGAACGAGAUGUGGAUGAAUGUUUAGAGCAGGGUAUAUGUAAGAAUGGAGGUACAUGUAUAAACACACAGGGAUCAUAUCUAUGUAACUGUCCCCAACAAUGGACUGGUACACAUUGUGAAAAUGAUGUGAAUGAAUGUAUUAUGGGUCUGUCUCGAUGUGAGAAUGGUGCUACCUGUAUCAACACAAUAGGAGGAUAUGAAUGUAUAUGUCCACCAGGUUAUACUGGACAAUUAUGUACAGCAGACAUCAAUGAGUGUGCUGUGAACCCAUGUUUGAAUGGUGGAAGCUGUAUUAAUAAUUUUGGAUCCUAUGUCUGUAUAUGUCUUCCUGACUAUACAGGACCAAAUUGUGAGAAUGGAAUACAAACUGCAUUCAAAAUUUCAUUCCCAACACUGAACCUAACAUAUACUCCAGACCUUGCUUUCAACACAUCGUCCAAGUUCCAAAGGCAUGCAAUGCUGUUUUGUAAAGACAUAAAUGAGAUGAUGUCAACUCAUAGAAGUAGAUUCCCAGAUUAUGCUGACUGCGUGGUGACAGCUUUCAAAAAUAACCCAACACGUAUGGAGUGGGACAUCAAAUUUAAGGGUAAUGUACCUCCAGGAACUGUAGAAAAUGCCAAAGGGCUCAUAUAUGAGUCAUUUCCAAGGCGUGUUUACGGUGACGCAUUGGGUCUUGAGGUUGGAGACAUCCUUUUCUUCCUAGACAAUUACACAACAACAAGUUUAAAACUAAGCAAGGAAUUACUGAAUUUCUCAAGAACACCUGACUUUAAUAAUCCGGAAAGUUUUACAUUCAAGCAGAAUGAGCAGCUCUUCUGUUCUGAUGUGGAUGCUUUGAUGAGGGCAAAUCCAGACAAGUUUCCAAGUUACAUUGAAUGCACUGUGGAUUCUUUCCCUGGAAGUCCUGAUAGAGUUAAUUUUGACUUAAAAUUUGAAGGGGACCUAAAUCCUGACAAGCUACAGACAGAUUUUAACAACAUAUUGUACAAAGAUUUACCUAAGAUACGCUAUGAUAGGUGGCUUGGCUAUAAUCUUGGUGAUCUCCUCAUCUACUAUCAGAACUUUUCAGAGUUCACAGAAGUACCUCUCAAGUUUCGUGUCCUCAAUCUGACCUGGAGCUCAGACCUUUCCAGCGAGUUUUCACCCCGAUAUCGGCUACAUGCAGAACGCUUUUGUAAUGAUAUUGACAAGCUGCUGAAUGCAAGGAAAGAUUUAUUCCCUACAUAUGAAAAGUGUAAAGUUGUGGAAUUUGGCAAUAAUCCUGUAACCAUUGAGGUCAUGCUUGAAUUUACUGGACGUCUCUCUGUUCCUGAAAUGCAGCAGCUGGUUGCCACAGUGAUAUUUGAGGACACUCCAAGAUACAGAUACAAUGAGGCUGUUGGGCAUUUGAUUGGUGACCUGCUUGUUUAUUACGCUGAUUUGUUACUAUACCAGGAUAACAUACCCUUUGAUGCCUGGCUGACCAAUUUACUAGAAAAACUAUGGGUUACCAUGGAGAAUGAGAAAUUUCUUUGGAACAGGAGUCCCCAAAAAUUUAAAGGGUUCUCUGGUGUGGAUCUAGAUGUGAUGCUUGAUAUAAAAUACCUCAUUAUGAUAAGACUAGUAUAUAGAAAUAGAUGUAGAUACAUGAUAAACUUGUUCUCCCUACUAGACAACAGAUACAGUAAACCAGAUAAUAUGUAA